This is a messenger RNA of Drosophila innubila, 1367 nucleotides long. RefSeq names its product interaptin. The transcript has 5 exons. Bases 42 to 1352 code for a protein of 436 amino acids. NCBI's taxonomy places the organism in Eukaryota, Metazoa, Arthropoda, Insecta, Diptera, Drosophilidae. The record is from RefSeq and is a predicted model, not a curated record.
GUGCUUAUUUUAAAUGAAAAAUUUAUAAGUUACAGAUCGAAAUGACACAGGAGGCUAAUAACUAUGCGUUCCCCAGCUGUGCCGAGGAGGUGGCCGUGUAUGUGGAACAACUUGUGAGGAACACCAACGAAGAUUUGAAAAACUUUCGACUGGAGCAAACUGCACUUCAUUCGCAUAUAAGUACCAUGCUGGACGAUAAUCAAAACAUGAGCAGUAAACUGGAAAAAUACCAGAAAAUGGAAAUCUCGGAUGACGUUGAGCAUUUGAAACAACAACUUCGUUUGUCAAAUGAGGCGCUGUCCAAGGCGCUAUCGCAAAUUGAGAGAUUUAAAGUGGAUCGACAUUGCAUGGAAAAAAUCAAAGAAUGCGCAGAUCGAACAAUUAGGAACAUGGAAACUGAACUGCAGAGUUAUCGUACACAAUUGUCUAAGGGUGACAGCCAGCAGCUAUAUGACAAAUCAAUUAAAAUGCUGGAGCACAAACUGAAUGUUCAACAGGAGAAAAUACAAACGCAGGCGAAAUUAAUCCAUGUAUUACAAGAGCACAAAAAGCACUCUGGAGAACAGAUUAAAGAUCUACAAUCAGAGUUAAACGAGCGUAAACAGGAUAUGGAUAAUCAGGAAGAAAAUAAUGCAAAGAUUAGUAGUUUAAAUAAACAGCUGAAGGAGUGCAGCAAAUCCUUGCAACACACUCGGGCGAUGCUUGAGAAGAGCACCAAACGAGAGAAAAUGGCCAUGUUAAAGGUUCAAGAAGCUAUCGAAAUUAAUGAGGCCACCCAGCGAGAGAAGGAAGAUGCUGAAAAGCUUGCGGAAACGUAUAAGGAGGAAGCCACACAACUGGCCACCAACAUUGGCAACAUAAUGGAUGAAGCCGCCAAGCGUGUGGACAAUGAAGUCGAACAGCUCAAGACGAAGCUCGCGAAAAGGGAUAAGACGAUAUUAUCGCUGCGGGAAAAGUUCAACCAUCAGAUGGCCGAGCACAAGUCCGUGGUGCAGUCACUGGAAGAUCGAUACAAUCGUAUGACCCAAAAAUAUGAGCAGACACUUAAAUUAAACGAGAAACUUGAGGCACAUGUAGAGAGUUGCAACAAGCGUCUCAUUAAUAUGGAACAAUGUACCUUCAAGGAAGAAGAGCAUCCUCUCAAGUGCAAGAAUGACAGCGAUCCACCACUAGAGUAUUAUGUGCAUGCUUAUAAGGAUAUGAAAUCCCACUACAAAAGUAUUGUAAAUGAUUUAACAAAAAGAUUCGAAGCUGAAUUUGAAAGCCUCCAAAAGGAAAAGUGUGAACUGCAGGCCGAAAAUGAAAUAUUGAGAAGUGGUCCUGCUGGAGACGGCAUCGGAAAAUUCUUAUAGUAUUUAUGUAUACAU